Penicillium atrosanguineum is the source of this 1560-nucleotide messenger RNA. Its product is annotated as Mitochondrial import inner membrane translocase subunit Tim54. Gene Ontology annotation, biological process: DNA-templated transcription; regulation of DNA-templated transcription. NCBI's taxonomy places the organism in Eukaryota, Fungi, Ascomycota, Eurotiomycetes, Eurotiales, Aspergillaceae. Gene Ontology annotation, cellular component: nucleus. Gene Ontology annotation, molecular function: DNA binding; DNA-binding transcription factor activity, RNA polymerase II-specific; zinc ion binding. The transcript is spliced from 2 exons. The record is from RefSeq and is a predicted model, not a curated record. Bases 1 to 1560 code for a protein of 519 amino acids.
AUGAGUCGGGAGUCUACUGGGCCAAGGAAGCCGCGCCGUCCAGUUCAUCUCCCGGGCCAACGAGCUGCGAUUGCAUGCAUUCCCUGUCGACAGCGCAAGGUUCGAUGUACCAGUGGCUGGCCAUCCUGCAAAGCUUGCAUCAACAGAUCUAUCGACUGCCGAUAUGCAGGGGUAUCUCAGGGCCAUCCGGCCAUGGAUAUAGCACCCCAAGCUAAAACCACAAGCCCAUCGGGCAAUGAAGCCCGAGACUUGUCACAAAUACCAGCCACCGAGCUGGCACAGGCUGCUGAUUUUUUUCGCGACAAUUUUGGCUCAACACUGCUUUUCUUCAUCGACCCACUCACUUUUUCAACCCAGUUCUGCUCUGGAGAACUAUCACCGAGUCUCACUUUUGCAAUUCUCGCGCUGACCGCUCGGUUUAGUCCCUGGAGCUCGAUUGAGGAAUCUCGGACAUAUCAGACAAGAGCCCGGGAGUUUCUUCGGAAAGACAGUAACGAAGUCUCACUCCAUGUGGUACAAGCAUACCUAAUCCAUUGCGUGUACGAAGUUGGCUGUGGCUUUGAAUCUAGCGCUUGGAUCCAUCUGGGAAAUGCUAUUAGGAUGGCACAAAUCCUCCGUUUGUCCGUUAUGGACAAACCCAGCUCCAAUUUUGAUUGGGGUCGGCCUGUUCGAAACCCGAGCGAAGAUGCAAUCACAGUCGAGUUGAAGCGAAGGACAUUUUGGAGUUGCUUUUUUCUCGACAAACUCCUAUCCAACGGCAGAGAUCGGCCAAGUAUCAUUGACGAGAAAGAUAUUUGCUGUCAUCUCCCCGUCUCUGAAGAGGAUCUCAUUUUCCGACGCCUUCACCAACCUUCCACUCUGAGUACUGUCGAUUUGAGUCACGGAACAUCAAGCAAUCUCUAUGUUUCCCUCACCAGCAUAUUGUCGAUCUUGGGGGAGAUAAUCAUCUGGCACGGGCGAGGUGGACGAUAUACUGACCCCAGAGCUCCUUGGAAAGAUGACAUGCCAUUCACUGUUCUUAACAAGAAGUUGAAGGAUUGGCAGCGGCAGGUUUCCAGUCAUCUUCAAUAUUCAAAGGACACCUUUGCUGCAAUCUCAAUGCUGAAUUCGAAUCAGUUGAAAGUAUGGGGCCUCGCUUACUUAUUCUUUUUUCUUGCCAAAAUCUACCUGCUUUCCGAGUAUAUCCCCUUUCUUCCAUCAAAAGGAUAUAACCCUUUUGAUGGCCCUGAAAGGGUGGAAUCGGUGUCUGAAGAGUGGGGAAAUGCUCCGCCACACUGGUGGGAAGGAUGUAUCGAAGGAAUUUCUCGAAGCUCGGAUUCAAUCACCGAGUUGUUUCGUUUAUUGACGGAUAAGCUUGUUGUCUUUCCAGGCGUCUAUCCUUUCAUCGGCUUGUGCUUGAUGAAGACCGCGAUUACUCACCUAUUUUUCACGCUGAUUGAUGAAAAGGGCUUUAGAGAUACCGCGAUUCCACGAAAAGCAGAAGCUCUAUUGCAAGACGACAUCAAAGCCAUGGAAUCUCUAUCUCGGUUCUGGGACCUGCCAAAAUACUGGGUACGCUGA